Raphanus sativus (radish) is the source of this 1303-nucleotide messenger RNA. Its product is annotated as putative GATA transcription factor 22. The transcript is spliced from 3 exons. Lineage: Eukaryota; Viridiplantae; Streptophyta; Magnoliopsida; Brassicales; Brassicaceae. Gene Ontology annotation, biological process: regulation of DNA-templated transcription. Gene Ontology annotation, molecular function: zinc ion binding; sequence-specific DNA binding. The record is from RefSeq and is a predicted model, not a curated record. Bases 101 to 1093 code for a protein of 330 amino acids.
AAAGGGUCAAUUACAGUAUAACUUGGGUCCUUCUUUGCUUGUCCCUGAUCUCUCAUAUUCUCUCUUCUUUCUUCUCUUUUCUUCACUGAUCUCUUUGAUCAUGGGUUCGAGUUUUCAUUACAGUAUAGAUCUCAAUGAAGAUCAAAUCGACCAACCUUUUUUCUCUCCUCUUGGAUCCUCUCUUCAUCAUAACCACCAUCGAUAUCAUGAUGAUGACGAUCAUUUAACUCCUUGGAAUCUCUCUUCUUCAUCAUCUUCUUUGACUGCACCAUCUCUUUCUCACCUCCCUUUCUUGAUCAACUCUCACCAAGAUCAAGUACAUGUUGGGUAUAACAACAACACUUUUCAUGGUUUUCUUGAUCCCUAUCUCUCCCAAUCCCUCGAGACCAAGAAGUUUGUCUCUAAUGAUGGUGGAUCACCAUCAAGCGAUCAAAUGGUGCCAAAGAAGGAGACACGACUAAAAUUGACAAUACUGAAGAAAGACAGGCAUCAUGAUCAUGAACAGGUGAAACUGAUGAAGAGGAAGACGAUGAUCAAGAAAACCUCGGCAAACCAGUACAAUAUUAUUGUUAACGAGACUGGUUAUAACGGAAGCAACAAUUGCGUAAUUAGGAUUUGUUCCGAUUGUAACACGACCAAGACUCCUCUUUGGAGAAGUGGUCCGAGAGGUCCCAAGUCUCUAUGUAAUGCGUGUGGGAUAAGGCAAAGGAAGGCGAGGCAGGCCGCUAUGGCAGCUGCAGGCGCAACCACAAACUCUGAGUACUUGUCACCACCCCUCCUGAAGAAAAAGAUGCAAAGCAAGAACAAGAGAUCAAAUGAAGUUAGCAAUCUCUAUUCUUCUUUGGCUCCAAAGGUAAAGAAAUGUAAGAGCACGAAUACAUCGAUGGAGCCCGUAAGAUCCGGAUAUUUGGAGAACCAAGGCAAAUCCACUAUGUCGUCUUCCUCGACAUCUUCCUCUUCAAACAAGUUUUAUUCUGAUGAUCUAGCGAUGAUGUUGAGAAAAAGCUCAGCUUAUCAGCAAGUUUUUCCUCAAGAUGAGAAGGAGGCUGCCAUUUUACUAAUGGCUCUAUCGUACGGAAUGGUUCACGGGUGAUCCUUAUUUUUAUUAAAAUGCACUCUUCUUUAAGAAAUCAGGGAAUGAUUUUUAUAAACUAUGUCUUAAUCCCUCAUAUACUUGAUUAAAUUUUUUUUUUUUUUGCGCUGAUAGAUUAAUAUCAGUCAGCCCAACUUUGAUAGUUUUUAGUAUUGAGAGUAUUAUGUAUGAGUUGGAUAUUCCGAUAAUGCGGAAGUUCUUGAUUUUUCA